Telopea speciosissima is the source of this 776-nucleotide messenger RNA. Its product is annotated as 40S ribosomal protein S9-2-like. Gene Ontology annotation, biological process: translation; positive regulation of translational fidelity. Gene Ontology annotation, cellular component: cytosolic small ribosomal subunit. Gene Ontology annotation, molecular function: structural constituent of ribosome; rRNA binding. Lineage: Eukaryota; Viridiplantae; Streptophyta; Magnoliopsida; Proteales; Proteaceae. The coding region runs from base 48 to 641 and encodes 197 amino acids. The record is from RefSeq and is a predicted model, not a curated record. The transcript is spliced from 3 exons.
UUUGUUCUCCUGCACUCUCGACACCAGUCGAGAACGGCGACGAAGCCAUGGUGCACGUCAGUUUCUACAGGAACUAUGGGAAGACUUUCAAGAAGCCUCGUCGUCCAUACGAAAAAGAGCGAUUAGAUGCUGAGUUGAAGCUCGUCGGAGAGUACGGUCUCCGAUGUAAGAGGGAGUUGUGGAGGGUUCAGUACGCACUUAGCCGCAUCCGUAACGCUGCUAGGGAGCUUCUCACUCUUGAUGAGAAGAAUCCACGCCGGAUCUUUGAGGGUGAAGCCCUUCUCCGGCGGAUGAACAGGUUCGGGCUUUUGGACGAGAGCCAGAACAAGCUCGAUUAUGUCUUGGCUCUUACUGUGGAGAACUUCCUUGAACGCCGUCUCCAGACCCUCGUGUUCAAGUCGGGUAUGGCGAAGUCCAUUCACCAUGCCAGAGUACUUAUCAGGCAGAGGCAUAUCAGAGUUGGGAGGCAGGUGGUUAACAUUGCAUCUUUCAUGGUGAGAAUGGACUCACAGAAGCAUAUUGAUUUCUCGCUCACUAGCCCACUUGGAGGUGGUCGCCCUGGACGAGUGAAGCGAAAGAAUCAGAAGGCUGCUGCAAAGAAGGCUGCUGGUGGGGAUGGAGAUGAAGAGGACGAGGAGUAAGGUGUCUCGUUUCCCCUCAACUUCUACGCGAAAAUGUUAGAGAUAUUGAAAUUUUGAGGUUCUGAAGUUAAGUUUUGGGUUUUUGUUACAUACUUUUGAUUGUUGCUAUGAAGAGUUUUGGGUCGUAUAUUUAAA